AUGAGAAAAAUAUGUGAUUACUAUUUAAGAGGGUACUGUCCCUAUGGCGAAAAAUGCAACAAGUUGCACAAUUGUAUUUUUGUUAUUGUCGGGUGUGGCAGUGGUGAACGCCAUAGGCAAUAUCCACAUCGGCAACAGUCGAUGUCGCCUGAGACACUGUAUUGGAAUUAUGCAAUCUUAAAGCGGAAGUUCGUGCAACUGCAAAAGAAUCACUUAAAGCAGCAUCCUAUGCAGAACAACUCAUAUUACCAACCUCCCCACCAAGACGAUCAACUGCCUAAAACUCCAGAACAAUUACAGCAAAAUUUUAAUGAACUUUUGCAGCAAUAUUGCCUGCUAAAACGAAUCUUUCACCAUUAUGCCAACAGCUCGCAGGACGAUCGUGUACAAAAACUUCAUUACUAA
Messenger RNA from Cinara cedri, 405 nucleotides. NCBI's taxonomy places the organism in Eukaryota, Metazoa, Arthropoda, Insecta, Hemiptera, Aphididae. The record is from the annotation of a GenBank genome assembly.